CUGGCCUUCACCAUCUCCAGCUCCACCAACCACCUCAUCAACGCUCUCCCUAACCAAUACUUGGACCUCUUCAACGCCACCGACCUAGCUGGCAACUUCAGUACUACCCGUACAUUCGCCGUCGAGUUCGACACCGUCCCUGAUUUUGAGUUAGGAGGUAACGAAAACCACAUCGGCAUCGACAUUCACAGCUUAAGGUCCAAUGGUUCCGUUGCCGCUGCCUAUUACCCUGACGACGGUGAUGGCUCCACCCGAAUUUCAAGUGUGGAUUGA
Linum tenue is the source of this 273-nucleotide messenger RNA. Lineage: Eukaryota; Viridiplantae; Streptophyta; Magnoliopsida; Malpighiales; Linaceae. The record is from the annotation of a GenBank genome assembly.